AAAAAAAUACAUGGUAUCAUAGUACACGUAGAGAGAGAGAAACCCUAGGAAGGUCGACAAUGGCGAGUUUGGAGGACAUUCCUUCAGUAGAUCUCAUGACCGAGCUCUUGCGUCGCAUGAAGUGUUCUACCAAACCAGACAAACGCCUCAUUCUCGUCGGCCCACCUGGAUCUGGAAAAGGUACCCAAUCACCAAUUAUUAAGGAUGAGUACUGCUUAUGCCACUUGGCUACUGGUGAUAUGCUAAGGGCUGCUGUUGCUGCUAAAACUCCUCUUGGGAUUAUGGCCAAAGAGGCUAUGGACAAGGGAGAACUUGUUUCCGAUGACUUAGUUGUUGGGAUAAUCGAUGAAGCUUUGAAAAAGCCUUCGUGUCAAAAGGGUUUCAUCCUUGAUGGAUUUCCAAGGACUGUGGUCCAAGCACAGAAGCUUGAUGAGAUGCUUGAAAAACAUGGGGCUAAGGUUGAUAAGGUCCUCAACUUUGCAAUUGAUGAUGCAAUCUUGGAGGAGAGGAUUACUGGUCGCUGGAUCCACCCUUCGAGUGGUCGGUCCUACCACACAAAAUUUGCACCUCCUAAAGUUCCUGGUGUAGAUGAU
Camellia sinensis is the source of this 593-nucleotide messenger RNA. NCBI's taxonomy places the organism in Eukaryota, Viridiplantae, Streptophyta, Magnoliopsida, Ericales, Theaceae. The record is from RefSeq and is a predicted model, not a curated record.